Messenger RNA from Lindgomyces ingoldianus, 1045 nucleotides. Its product is annotated as glutathione S-transferase protein-like protein. The record is from RefSeq and is a predicted model, not a curated record. Gene Ontology annotation, biological process: glutathione metabolic process. Bases 135 to 941 code for a protein of 268 amino acids. The transcript is spliced from 2 exons. Gene Ontology annotation, molecular function: glutathione transferase activity. NCBI's taxonomy places the organism in Eukaryota, Fungi, Ascomycota, Dothideomycetes, Pleosporales, Lindgomycetaceae.
UUUAAAUUAGGUUCAGUGCAUGUUCAGACGCCAAGCUGGCCUUUUCACAUUUCUCAUUACGACGAAUUGUUUACAGACUUAGGCCCUGCUUCUACCUCCCCUUGAAGCCCAAUUUGUUCCCCAAUUACACCACCAUGGCUGAGCCUUCCACCAAAAAAUCCCGCACGCACCCUCCAUACGAACUCCUCUACUGGCCCGCCAUCCCCGGCCGCGGCGAGUUCAUCCGCCUCGCCUUCGAAGCCUCUGGUGUAUCCUAUAAAGACGUAGCUAAUGAAACUAAAGACGGAAUCAAGGCUGUACUAGCCUGCAAAGCCGACGAUUGCAUCAUCGAUUCUGACGGUAACCCCCCUGCAUUCGCUCCUCCUGCCCUACGAGUCCCUGGCGAGGGCAAGCACGGCAAGACGUUGGUGCUAUACCAGACUCCUACCAUACUCUGUUACCUCGGCGACAGGCUCGGUCUCGCGGGAGAAGAUGAGGUUGAGAAGCACUGGAUUCUCAGUCAUGCGCUGACGGCGCUGGACUUGAAUAACGAAACCCACGAUACACAUCAUCCCAUUGCUAGCAUACAAUACUACGAAGACCAGAAACCCGAGGCCCUUAAAAGGUCUAAAGACUUCCGCGAAAAUCGUCUCCCGAAGUUUUUCGGGUAUUUCGAACGAGUGCUGAAAGGGAACGAGGGGCAAGGACAGGGGAAACAUCUCGUUGGUGGAAAAUUGAGUUUUGCAGAUACGACACUUUGGCAAGUGCUUGAUGGACUUAAGUAUGCGUUCCCGAACGAGCUGGGGGCAAUCGAGAAGGAGUAUCCACUGCUUUUUGGAACAUUCUAUCUCAGUGUGAAGGAGGAGAAGGGUAUUAAAGAGUAUCUAGCGAGUGCAAAGAGGCUACCAUAUAGCAACGGCGUCUUCCGUCAUUAUCCCGAGCUGGAUAGGCCAGGCAAGUAGGAGUACGCAGAGGAACAAAAGGAAGUGACGGCAUUAGAGGGCAGUGCCCAAGAAUAAAAGCGUCAAUGAGUCAAAAGGCCUAGGGUGCACAAAAGGUAGAGAAC